Molecule: messenger RNA, 282 nt
Organism: Gryllus bimaculatus (two-spotted cricket)
Lineage: Eukaryota; Metazoa; Arthropoda; Insecta; Orthoptera; Gryllidae
Source: the annotation of a GenBank genome assembly
UUCAUUAUCAAUAUGAUGUACAUUUCCUUUAAAUAGACUUUGAAUCUAAUGAUAUUACUAGACUGAUAUAUUCACAAUUAUUCCUUUCGUCUGUUGCAGAAAAAUCUCUUUGAGUUCAAACGACAUCCUACAGACAUCUUCAAGUCACCAAUAAAUUUCAGGGACACUGCAUCAACAGCGUCCAAAAAUACAAAAGGGACAGCUGAAUUUUUCAAUAAAGUUUUUCAUUCGCAGGGUCUUAGUUAUUUAUUUUUAUUCGUAAUUUUCGAAGCAGAAUAUUGA